Messenger RNA from Penicillium cosmopolitanum, 390 nucleotides. RefSeq names its product DUF3237 domain-containing protein. Lineage: Eukaryota; Fungi; Ascomycota; Eurotiomycetes; Eurotiales; Aspergillaceae. The transcript is spliced from 4 exons. The coding region runs from base 1 to 390 and encodes 129 amino acids. The record is from RefSeq and is a predicted model, not a curated record.
AUGACCGAAGUCGCUGGUCCUCACGGCAUACGAAAGGCAAUUCCCAUCGUUGGGGGUAACUUUACCGGUCCCCGUCUCUCGGGCAAGAUUCUUGACGUCGGAGCGGACUGGGGCCUCACUGAUCCUCGAACAAACAUCUUUUCAGCGGACACCCGAUACAAUCUGCGAACGAAUGAUGGCGCUGACAUCUAUAUUCGGACUUCUGGGCCAAAAGGCCCAGAUGGUCAUCUACAUCUACGGAUUGUCUUUGAAACGGCAAGCAAGAAGUAUUAUUGGCUCAAUAAUGUCCUUGCGGUUGGACUUUUGACGUCGGGUAUCCCGACCACUAAGAACGUCAGCUUGUUGAGGAUUGAUGCUUGGAACUACUACAUGCAUGCAGUUCAAGUUUGA